Molecule: messenger RNA, 2719 nt
Organism: Bombyx mandarina (wild silkworm)
Lineage: Eukaryota; Metazoa; Arthropoda; Insecta; Lepidoptera; Bombycidae
Gene: vvl
Product: ventral veins lacking
Biological process (GO): regulation of transcription by RNA polymerase II
Molecular function (GO): RNA polymerase II cis-regulatory region sequence-specific DNA binding; DNA-binding transcription factor activity, RNA polymerase II-specific
Source: RefSeq, a predicted model, not a curated record
CGUGCUGCCGUAGCGCACGCACGCGCAUGUCGCUCGCUGUCGAAUCCGGUGAUGUGAGGUGGCCCCCGCCGCUACCGCAGCGCAGCGCGACCCCCGCGCAGUUUUCGCGAAAGAAUAAGCCAGUUGAAGGCUCGAGAGCCUUCGAGCCGGCAAGACGCCGUCCACCGUGGAUCUGAGAUACGGCGCCAUGGCGGCGACCACGUACAUGCCCGCCGAGAUGGAGCUCGGCAACAUCGGCGGGUACCACGCGGCGUCGCCGCGUAGUGCUGAGCCUGCCGACAUGAAGUACCAGCAUCCGUUGCACUCGGGCGGGUCGCCGUCCCCGGGGGCGCCCGUGAUAGGGAACCCUUGGACGUCACUGCCACCCGCCGACCCCUGGGCGAUGCACCAGCAUCACGCACACGCACAUCAACCAGACGUGAAGCCUCCCCCGGCUCCUCACGACCACCGCCACUUGCAGCAUGCGGCCCACGGCUGGCACGCGCCCGUCGUCAGCCCGCAUUACGGUGCGGGCUCGCCCGUCACACUGCAUGGAGGAUACCCAAUGCCCGUGCACCAACACCAUAUGCUCAGAGACAUCCAGCCCUCGCCGCAUCCGCUGCAUCAUCACGCCAUGGAGCGGGAUCAGCCCGAGGAGGACACCCCCACGAGCGACGACCUCGAAGCAUUCGCCAAACAGUUCAAGCAGCGCCGGAUCAAGCUCGGUUUCACGCAGGCGGACGUCGGGCUCGCGCUCGGCACGCUCUACGGGAAUGUGUUUUCACAGACGACUAUCUGUCGUUUCGAAGCGUUACAGCUCAGUUUUAAAAAUAUGUGUAAAUUAAAGCCGCUGCUGCAGAAGUGGCUCGAGGAGGCGGACUCGACGACGGGCAGCCCGACCAGCAUCGACAAAAUAGCGGCGCAGGGUCGGAAGAGGAAGAAGCGCACCUCUAUAGAGGUUUCGGUGAAAGGUGCGCUAGAGCAACACUUCCACAAGCAGCCGAAACCGUCCGCUCAAGAAAUCACGUCGUUAGCGGACAGCCUGCAGCUGGAGAAAGAGGUGGUGCGCGUGUGGUUCUGCAACAGGAGACAGAAAGAGAAGAGGAUGACGCCACCGAACACGCUCGGCGGCGAGAUGAUGGAGGGCAUGGGGCACGCACACUACGGACACGGAGACGUGCACGGGUCCCCGCUGCAGCACUCCCCGCCGGGCCUGUCCCCGCAGCACGGGCUGCCGCAGGGCGCCCACACACUGGCAGCGCACUAACAGUUCGCCCCGUGGGCGCCGCCGCGGCCCUACUAUGCGGAGCCGCACUAGCGCGCCCGCCCGCGGGAUACUCUCUGUACAUACGCGCCGCCGGCCGGGACGUGCCCGCGGCGCAGUGACCGGACGGGCCGCCGACUUUGUAAAUAGUCCGUGCGGCGAGCCCCGUCCUGUGGACUUUCGAACGCUAAGUUUAAGUUGUUCUUUAUAAUUUCAGUGAAGUCAUUGAUUAAAUAUGUGAGUAAUGUUAAGAUCGAAGCCAGUAAUCGUUUGUAACCUCGGAGCCGCAGUGAUCGCCGACGACGUUUAGCUAGAUAGUCUAAUUGAUAAAUAAGAGCUUAAAUCGGAGGUGGAUCCCGGCGCCGCUCACGCACCCUCGCCGCGCGCGCCCUCGCUCCACAUCGUCGUGCGGUAAGUACGACGACACACAACACGUACACUAUCGACACCGAGCCGGACGCGAACCGGCCGCGAACCGGACGCGAGCCGGACGCGACCGGCGAGGAGUGCGGAGCGCCAAACAGUUUUUGUAAAGGACGAUUUCAUCGAAUUUAUUUAUAGAUAUUAUAAAUGAACGAUGUUCAUGCGAGCCUACCUGUCGUAGGGAGUCAUUGUGGUGUGGAUUAAAUUUAAAUUGUUGCUACUGUAAAUUUACGAUUAGAGACGAGAGUAAAAAAUACGAAUCGGGUCGAAGCUACGUUUUGUAAGGGAAUACGAGUGAGUGAAUAGGUGCAAUUUUUAUUUUAAGUGUUUAUCGAAUCUAUGUGAGCGUAGAAGUCGCGUCUCGCGGGCGCGGUGCGUGCUGUUAGUGUUGUCCGCCACGCGUCCGUCCGCGCGUGCUCACCCGCGCUCACCGGCGCUCACCCGUGCUCAGACCAACCUACGUCCCACGCAUAAUUUAUUUAAAACAUUAUAUUCAAAAGAUGCAGACACGAUGCCAAAAUGGUUUUAUUCCUGUUUUUUACUUGUUUUGUUGUUUUUCUUUUUUAAUAAUUUUUUCGUUUGUAUGUAUUUGUGGCCAAUCUUGGUACUUAAUUUGUAAAAAUAGGUAUUUUUUCUAUAUAAAAUAAUGUACCUACAACGUAUAUAUAAUGAUAUAUAUUAAAAAAGUUCUUUAUAGAAAUUCAAACAUGGAAAAUGACUUUUAUUGAGAUACGACAACCUUUGUUUCGCUUUAUUUUAUUUAAAAAAAUCACGUGUUGGUGUUUUUGAUUGUUUGUUAGAGAAGCAGAGUAAAUCGUAAACUUAUAAUUACUUACGGAUUCUUAUUAAUAUUAUAAUUUUGACGAACACGAAUGCUAAGUGUCGUUGUUUAAUCUUGUUUUUGAUUAUUAUUAAAUGACAAAGGUAAAUAGUGUAAAUAUAAUGGAUAAAAGGGAGUUAGGUGUGCGAAUUAGAAAUACAACUUAGCCGUAUUAAUAUUUUAUAUUAUCGUCUAAGUAUUUAAAUAAAACAGAGUAAAUAUUUUAAAAAAUA